AUGCCCAUUUAUGCAACAGCUCCGAAUCGGACUGAGUUCAUGCUCAAUCUGCAGCAGCUGAUGAUCAAAUACAACGGAACAUUACCCGGUUCCGACAUCCCAAACUCUGUAGUUGGUGAUGGAGCCUUUUGGACCCUUGUCAUCGGAAUGCUUGCGAUGGGAUUGGCAACAGACCCGCAUCAAAUGUUCAAAUAUAUCAAGAAGCCAGUAGGGCCCCUUGUCGGAAUGCUCUGUCAAUUUGUAAUAAUGCCAUGUCUUGCGAUGAUUUUUCUUUCCGCAGCGAAGAUUGGCACCUAUGAAGCACUGGUCAUCAUGCUUUACGGUUGUGCUCCUGGCGGCGGAAUCAGUAAUAUCAUCAUCUACUACAUGGGCGGCGACUUGGAUCUUUCCAUCACUAUGACAAUGCUCUCCUGUGUCCUCGCUCUUGGACUGACUCCAGCUUGGCUCCAAGUUGUCCCCGUCAUGGUUGAUUCCGAAGAUGCCAUCAAAAUUCCCUUCGCAGAAAUUGGAACUACUCUAGCCGCAGUUAUUGUACCUGCGCUCAUCGGCUCAUUUAUCAACUGGCUUGGAAAGCGCUACAAGUUCUCAAAAGCAGUUAGAAUUUCAAAUAUCCUCCUUGCAGCUGGAACUACUCUUACUCUCAUCGCUAUUCUCAUCAUUGGAAUUUACAAAUACUACUUGACCGCGAUUAUAACCGUCUCCCAGCUAGUCUACGCAGCUCUCCUUCCAUACGUUGGUUUCGCAGUUGCUGCCACCAUGAGUUUCAGUGUUGUCUGGUUGAUAAGAAAAUGUGGAAAAAAUUUCAAAAUCGAAGCUCUCCAGCAUCUCACGAUUGGUGUUGAAACCGCCGUACAAAAUGGACGGAUGGUCAAUGCGAUCACUUUGGUUCUCUAUUCCGGUAUUAUCUGA
Molecule: messenger RNA, 909 nt
Organism: Oikopleura dioica
Lineage: Eukaryota; Metazoa; Chordata; Appendicularia; Copelata; Oikopleuridae
Source: the annotation of a GenBank genome assembly